Messenger RNA from Megalops cyprinoides (Indo-Pacific tarpon), 2982 nucleotides. It is a transcript of the gene lpin2, whose product is annotated as lipin 2. The transcript is spliced from 20 exons. The record is from RefSeq and is a predicted model, not a curated record. Gene Ontology annotation, biological process: positive regulation of transcription by RNA polymerase II; cellular response to insulin stimulus; fatty acid catabolic process. Gene Ontology annotation, cellular component: endoplasmic reticulum membrane; nucleus; cytosol. Bases 259 to 2925 code for a protein of 888 amino acids. Gene Ontology annotation, molecular function: transcription coactivator activity; phosphatidate phosphatase activity. NCBI's taxonomy places the organism in Eukaryota, Metazoa, Chordata, Actinopteri, Elopiformes, Megalopidae.
AGUCACAGCGCCACGAGCCGCAAGCGACCGGAGCUGGAAACCGGAGAAUUUGCCAGUUAAACCAGCGCCGGUGAACGGUGUAGGUUUGGCCAGCUACACAUUCGCCGUUAAUGAGGCUUUCCUGUGUUGUUGAUAUAGCUAAAGGGUGGAGAAUGGUGAGCCGCUGAUGGAAAAGAGACAACCAGCCAAGACACAGACAUCGCGCAUCAGUCUCUCUGUCCACAUUCAGCUAGCCGGCUAAACGCAGAGGUGGACACCAUGAACUACGUGGGCCAGCUGGCGGGCCAGGUGCUGGUGACGGUGAAGGAGCUCUACAAGGGCAUCAACCAGGCCACGCUGUCGGGCUGCAUCGACGUGGUGGUGGUGCGGCAGCAGGACGGCAGCUACCAGUGCUCGCCCUUCCACGUGCGCUUCGGCAAGCUGGGUGUGCUGCGCUCCAAGGAGAAAGUGAUCGACAUCGAGAUCAAUGGAGAGCCAGUGGACCUGCACAUGAAGCUGGGUGACAACGGAGAGGCCUUCUUCGUCCAGGAAACCGGGGAGCAAAAUGAGAUUGUCCCAGCCCACCUCGCCACCUCGCCCAUCCCCACCGAGGAGCAGAUGUUCUGGAGCCGAGACCCGCGGCAUGCGGGCCCCGGGGCGGAGCACGGGCAGGCCCAGGCCCCGGAGGAGCCGGCUGGCCCGCCCGCGGCCACGGCGUCGGUGAAGAAGAAGAAGCGGAGGAGGAAGAAGCACAAGGCGGACCCCCGCAGGGAAGAGCAGACCCCCACUGCAGGCAGUGAGGAGAUCUUCGAAAUGGACCUCAGCUCCGACGAGGAGCACGCCGCGCACAAUGCAAGGGCAUCGUCAUUCACUGCGGUGAAGGAUGCCGAAUACAAACAGCACUCAGUUCUUCACGCUCGAGACAGCUACCCUUUAUCUGAUGGAGACUGGUCACCUUCAGACAGUCGGACCCUAUCAGAGCCCCUCUCCCCGAAGAGUGACUCAGAGCUGGUGUUGAAGCCCUCAGAGAACCUCCUCAGGAACGAGUCUCACAUGCAGUGGACGUGGGGCGAGUUCCCAGAAUCCACUAGGGUCACCAAGAAGGAGAAGCCGGAGCUGCCGAAGACGGUGACCAUCACGCCGUCGGAGAACACGCACUUCCGCGUCAUCCUGAGCUCGGAGGCCAUGGAGACGGGUGCCGAGACGCAGCAGGCCGUGGUGGACCCCGUCUGCGCCAUCGUCAAGCCGCAGCCCCGCACCCCCGUGUCCCCCGCCACCCCCGUGACCCCCGCGGCCGGCCUGCCGCCCGGCGUCACCACCUCCACCCCCACCGACACGGCCGCCCCCUCCGCCGCCGCCGCCCACAUAGCCGGGGACAUGGGUGACGCCGGCGCGGACGUGAAGCCCCUCUCCAAGACCGACUCGCCCUCCAAGAAGAAAGGUGUUCAGAAGAGAAGUCAGCACCAGGGCCCUGAAGAUAUCUACCUUGAUGAUCUGAAAGAACUUGAACCUGAAGUUGUUGCACGCUACUUUCCUAAGAGUGAGUCGGACCCCGUGCCUAAGCACUGGAUGGAGGGAGAACUGCACUCCGGGUCCCAGUCCCCUCAGUCUGUGGGCAGCGCGGCGGCCGACAGCGGAACCGAGUGUCUGUCCGACUCCGCCAGUGACCUACCCGAUGUCACCCUGUCACUCUGCGGUGGCCUCAGUGAGAACUCGGACAUCUCCAAAGAAAAGUUUGAGCAGCAUAUCAUCACAUAUCAUGAAUUUGCUGAAAAUCCAGCCAUUAUUGACAAUCCCAAUUUGGUGGUAAAAAUAGCAAACAGGUAUUACAACUGGACACUGGCAGCACCGUUGAUAUUAAGCUUGCAAGCUUUUCAGAAGAACUUGCCUAAAACCACAGAGGAAGCCUGGGUCAAGGAGAAGAUGCCAAAGAAAUCUGGUCGCUGGUGGUUUUGGCGCAAGAGGGCCGACAGCACUGUCAAGCAGUCAGAGACCAAGCUGGAGAGACAGGAGUCGCACAAUGGAGGAGGCCCCACCCUCCCCCAGGAAAGCCCCAUCCUACAGUCUAAGGGUGGGGAUACGUCCAGCGAUGAGGAGUCCAAGGAGAUCAAUGCCGCAGCGCUGUCAGAGGGCCUGGGUCAAGCCAGCACCCAUUCCUAUAAGAAGUCACUGCGACUGUCCUCAGACCAGAUUGCCAGCCUGAAGCUGAAGGAGGGGCCCAACGACGUCACCUUCAGCAUCACCACACAGUACCAGGGAACCUGCCGCUGCGAGGGCACCAUCUACCUGUGGAACUGGGAUGACAAAGUCAUCAUCUCUGACAUCGACGGGACCAUCACCAAGUCUGAUGUCUUUGGGCAGAUCCUUCCCCAGCUUGGCAAGGACUGGACCCACCAAGGCAUAGCGAAGCUCUACCACUCAGUACAUGAGAAUGGGUACAAGUUCCUGUACUGCUCUGCGCGUGCCAUCGGCAUGGCUGACAUGACCAGGGGAUACCUGCACUGGGUGAACGACAGGGGCACCAUCCUGCCCCGAGGGCCCCUCAUGCUGUCCCCCAGCAGCCUCUUCUCCGCCUUUCACAGGGAGGUCAUCGAGAAAAAGCCGGAGAACUUCAAAAUCGAAUGCCUUACUGACAUCAAGAACUUAUUCCAUCCGAACCAACAGCCCUUCUACGCCGCCUUUGGAAACCGACCUAAUGACGUGUUUGCCUACAAGCAAGUGGGUGUGCCAGACUGUAGAAUAUUUACAGUCAACCCUAAGGGUGAACUAAUACAAGAGCAGACGAAAGGAAACAAGUCCUCGUACAGCCGGCUGAGCGAGCUGGUGGAGCAUGUGUUCCCCCUGCUGAACAAGGAGCAGAGCUCCGCCUUCAGCUUCCCAGAGUUCAGCUCCUUCUGCUUCUGGAGGCAGCCCAUCCCCGAAAUCAGCCCCGAGGACCUCCUGUGAGGACCUCCCGAGGACCUCCUGCGCCACGCCCUGGACCCACCCACCGGAGGGAGGGGG